AUGCCGGUCGAGACCGGCGCUGCGUCUGCGGGGCAGACGGUGUGCGUCACGGGCGCCGGAGGAUACCUGGCAUCGUGGCUCGUGAAGCUCCUCCUGGAGAAGGGCUACACCGUGAAGGGAACCGUCCGCAACCCAGGUUCAUCCUUUCGAGAUGAUGACGAUUUUUUUUUCUGAAUCUAUCCAUCUGUUUUCGAAUUGUGAGCACAGUUUAAUGAUGUUGUUGAGAUGCAGACGACCCGAAGAAUUUCCAUCUCAGGGAGUUGGAAGGUGCCAAGGAGAGGCUCACUCUCUGCCGCGCCGACCUCCUCGACUACGACAGCCUCCGCAAUGCUAUCCACGACUGCGAUGGUGUCUUCCACAUCGCCUCCCCCGUCACUGACGACCCAGUAAGCGUCGAUCCAAAUCUCAUGCUGCUCCGUGAUCAGAGCCCGAAGAAGAAUAAGAAGAUGAUGAUGAUCUUUGCGCUUGUUGCUGGCUCUUUCGUAGGAGAAGAUGGUGGAUCCGUCGGUGCAGGGAACGAGGUACGUGAUCCAGGCGGCGGCGGAGGCCGGGGCGAGGCGCGUGAUAUUCACGUCCUCCAUCGGAGCAGUGAACAUGAACCCAAACCGGCCGCCGGAGACGGUGGUCGACGAGUCCUGCUGGAGCGAUCUGGAUUUCUGCAAGGCCACCAAGAACUGGUACUGCUACGGGAAGGCGGUGGCGGAACAGGAAGCGUGGCGGUACGCCGAAGAGAAGAAUAUCGAGUUGGCGGUGGUGAUCCCCGUACUGGUCAUGGGGCCGCUGCUUCAGCCCAACAUCAACGCCAGCACCGUCCACGUCCUCAAGUACUUGACUGGAUCUGCGAAGACCUACGCCAACUCCGUCCAGGCCUACGUUGACGUGCGCGACGUCGCCGCCGCGCACGUCCUCGUCUACGAGGCGCCGUCGGCUCAGGGGCGGCGCUUCCUCUGCGCCGAGUCCGUUCUCCACCGCGGAGAGGUCGUUGACAUCCUCGACAAUGUCUUCCCCGGCUACCCGGUCCCCACCAAGUAAGUUACUCAGUCAGUCUCCUUUCAUCUUCAACGAUCCUCUUCCUCCCGAUCAUCUCGCCAUUAUUACUGUAUUCAGUCAGGGGACUAAACCUACAGUUCGCUGAAGAUUAGUAGGGCGAACUCACUUUUUUCCUCCUCCAGACGUCAUCUGCUAACCACUCUGCAUGCGCCACUAUUUCGGAUUGUACCAGAACCAAAAGAGCCCCCCCCCUUGACACCACCCACCGCACCGUCCCCCUCUUGGUGCUACCUACUACGACCUGCAACUUCCACCCCCGUCCAUCUGUCGUCAUCUCCUCCAAAGACCACGACUGAACUGCUAUCCACUAGAACCAGGAGUAGGAGGACGAAGAAGAGAGUUUAACCUCCACCCUCCAUGGUUUUGCAGGUGCUCGGACGAGGUCAACCCGAGGGCGAAACCCUUCAAGUUUUCCAACCAGGGGCUCAGGGAUCUCGGCCUGUCCUUCAUCCCGGUCAAGCAGUCGCUCCACGACACCGUCAAAUGCCUGCAGGAGAAGGGCCACCUCCUCCCUCCGGAAAGCCUGCAGAGCGCAGGAAAGGCGUGA
This is a messenger RNA of Spirodela intermedia, 1597 nucleotides long. The record is from the annotation of a GenBank genome assembly. NCBI's taxonomy places the organism in Eukaryota, Viridiplantae, Streptophyta, Magnoliopsida, Alismatales, Araceae.